CAACAGACCACCGUGAAUAUAAGCUUAGGUUUUAAGUUGACACUGACCAAAACAUACGUUGUUUUCUAACUUAUUAAAGCUGUGUAACUUAUUUCAGAAUAGCACAGAAAACCUGUGAGUUUAUGGGAUAACCUCUGGUCGUUACCAUAGUAACAAGCCACAAGCUAUAACGCCAACUACAGCUACGUCCUUAUCAAUAACGCUGAGUAACGUUAGCCAAUUAGGACUUGUUCGGUCCUGUGCAUCGUAAUCGCAUCAAAAUCGGUGUACUAAUAAACCGCUAACAUGUAUUGUCGAGUAAUACAGGUACUUAAUAACGUAACGUUAGAUGAGGUCCUGGUGUGAGGUAUGAAAGAAAAUGAGGGGAUGGGAGAGCCGCCUGUGGUGAUCCUCCAGCACCAGAUGAGUGGCAGGUAGUGACGGCGCAAAAGCAAUGUUGCGCAGCAGUGUACAAUGAAGAAGAUAUUCAGCUUUACUAAGAAAAAGAAACACCCCUCCAGUACCCCCGACAGUGGGAGUGUGCUUUCUGUUGGAUAUGAACUAAAAGAAAAGGACCUCGGGAAGGUUCACAAGGCUGCCUCAGUGGGUGAUUUGGCAAAGUUGAAGCAGCUUGCUAAAAAGAAUGAUAUCAAUCAACUUGACAAGGAGAACAGAACUGCACUCCAUAUUGCCUGCGCCAGUGGACAUGUUGAAGUGGUGCAGUUCCUCGUUGAGAGCAAAGCCAAGCUUAACCUAUGCGACAAUCAAAACAGAUCCGCCUUAAUGAAGGCAGUGCAGUGCCAGCAUGAGCGCUGUUUGAACAUACUGCUGGAGAAUCAUGCCGAGCCUAACCUGGUGGACAUCAAUGGCAAUACAGCCCUACAUUUAGCAGCAAACAUCCCAUCCAUUUCCACUGCUGUCCUGCUGCUCGAGCAUGAGGCUGACAUUAAUGCAAAAAAUAAGGAGGGAUUCACACCCUUGACUGUGGCAGUCCGCGAGGACCAUAUCGAGAUGGCUGAGUUUCUACUCAAGGAAGGUGCAGAUGUGAAUUUUAUGGACCAAGACCAAAGGUCCCCAUUAAUGAUAGCGGCUGGCAAUGGACAAAUUGGUAUGUUGCGGCUGCUGUUGAGGUUUGAUGCAGAUAUCACACUAAAGGAUGCCAAAGGAUGGUCAGCUGAUGACUACGCAGUGAUGAAUGGGCAUCAUCCUUGUUCCCUCCUGAUCAUUGAGCACAGUACCCAGAGGAACGAUGGCCAAUCCCUAUCACAUCAAGGUCCAAGCAAAAAGACGAAAAAAACACUGUUGGGCAGUCCUUCCCAAGACGCUGAAGCAGGCUUCUCUUUGGGAGGACCAGCUACUGACAAAGAUGAGCAUGGAGAAAAUGAAGCAGGGAGAGAUUUUGAAGACAAUUCUCAGUCGGAGUCACUAAGUCGGGUUUCAAAAAGUGCUGCGGAUGAAUGGCCUUCAUCAGAAGAUGAUGAUGAAUCGGUUUUAAUAGAAAAGAAACCACAAAAGGUCAACCUAAGGAAAAUGAUUGCAUCUAAAAAGGGAGAAGCUUCUGCACUAGCUGACAGAUCCUUGAGUGGUACAGAAUCUGAGCCAGAGAGUGAGAAUAGAAUCCAGAGAAUCCCAUCCCACCCAAAGGCUUUACCAUCCAGCAAAGCUCUGCAGCACCCAGUAGAUCCCUCUCCCGUUUCCUUACUUUCCAAAGCACCCCAGAUGACUUCUACCCCUCUUCUAAGCUACAGAAAGAAAGAAGUGACCACAGAGGAACAGGAUGAUAAUGAAGAGGAGGAGAGAGAGGAGGAGGAUGAAGACGACGAGGAAGGAGACUUCUCAGAUGAAAAUGAUCAACUUGAAGAGUCCCUUGAUUCCACUUCACCUGUUCCUGAGACAGAAGUCUCUAAAGAUAAGAAAAGAGAUUUCCUGUCUGAGCUGGGCCUAGAGAAGGGAGAGGAAGACCAGGAUUCUUGGGACUCUGAGUCCCACUCUGAAAACGCCAAUAUGCAGCACGAAGAGAAACAAACCUCGCACACUCAGGAUCAAGAGGAGAUGUCCACUGUUGAAAAAGAGAUUAAAGAAAACUUGUUUUAUAUUCCCUCUUUUUUAAGAGGGGAAGGAAGCAAUAGGAUGGCAGUGCUAGAGCCUCGGAGGAGUGUAGGCAGGCCAAGAGGCAGCCAGGGAGAGGUUGGUAACAACAACGAUGUUGAUAAGGGAGAAGAACAUGUUGAUAAAGAGGAUACUACACAGAAAGAGACUGAGAAGGUAAAAUGGGAACCGCUCAGUGUUUUGAGCAAACUUGAAGGAGAUAAAGAAAGAAAGACAGACUUAAUGGAGGAGUUUGGUCUGGGUGAUGUUGAUGAUCUUGAAGAUGCAUCAGACUGGGAUUCGGCCAGUACUAUCAGUAAGAGAACCCUGCCUGGCCGCAGAAUGACCUCUCCUGGACUUGAGGAGUUUCCAGAGUGCUCCAACCAAUCUGAUAAAGAGCAAGAUGAAGAUGUUGCUGCAGCAGCACCCCUGACGCCUCAGAGGAACAUCACCUCCAACAACAGACUUCCCAGCACACCCCCUCAACCCGUGCCCCAUCCCCAACCUCGAGCAAGGAAGAUCGUGCUUCUGAAACCAGAGAGUGACGAAGAAUCAGAUUGGGAACCAGACAAUUUGACAUCUGGCAAUACAGGCAAAAUUGACAAUCAGUUGCAAAACAAAGCUGAGCUUCAGACUUUGGUAACACCAGGUAUCCCUGAGCUCUCACUGAUGGAAACGGACAAUAAAAGUAAUGUAGAGUCUGACAAGCAGCAACAAAAGGAGAAAGAUGAUGCAGUAGAUACAUGUGAGGUAGAUCUAAGUAAUCCGUGCCCGUUCGGCCAUGUGGGCUCUGACAGUGGAGACAAUUAUAAUGACUUUAGAGAUCAACACAGUCCUGAAGAAAGACAUGAAGCAGGUUAUAACGUCCCAUGGGAGAAACGUUAUGAGAAGCUCUGGGUAGAGGUGGAGAAAAGGGAGGUAAAAUCUUCUUUCAAGAAUGUUGCUGGUGAAUUAAAAGAGAAGUUUGGAGAACUGCUUAAAUCGAGACGUCCUGCACAAGACAUCACUGUAGAAGAACAGACCACGGCUGAAUAUACUUCUGUAGAAGAAGAGUCAAGCGAUGAAGAAGGGGAAAUCAUUGUGCGCCCCGCGGCCAGAGCAAGGAGUACUGUCCUUCUCACCAUUCCUGAGCAGAGGGAGUCUGGACUCGAAGACUCUGUGACAGAAUCAACUGACAAGUCCGCAUGUGAGGACAGAGUGCAGGUCUGUGAGACCCCAGCUAGUGAGAGCAGCAUGUGUCUAGAGCCAGAUCUACUCGCUGAUGAUGUUCGUGAGGAGAGCAGGUCUCAUUCACCAAUACUCACCGCAGCACAGAGGGACAGCAGCAUAGAUCAUUUCACCACAGCUUUUACUGAUGAAUAUACCAGACCCAUGUCUGAUGUCGAUGGCGGCACAUUCUUAAAAGAUGAGACCGAACUUGGGCCAUUCCAGAAACCACAUCUAGAUAUUAUCUGGAAGGACAAGACUAAUAAUCUAGACGAAGCUCAGAAGAACAAUGCGAGUUUGGUAGAGGAUGCUGAGGAAUUCACCAAGUCUCGCCCUGCUUCACUAAGCAGACGUUCAACAUCUAUCCCAGGUGUUUCUGAUGAAGAGCUGGAAGAGGACAUGGAAAGGUUUAAACUUGAGGUUGCCAAAGAAACCACAAAGACCGCAAUGGAGAUGCAAAAAUCCAGUACUUCCUGGGAUUCUGGUGGAACGGCAUUGGAAGAAGUGGGUACUGAGAAACCUGAGACCAGGUCAGGAUGCAUGUCAAGUCCAGCUGGAGACAUUCACCAUAAACGGCAGCCUGUGGCCACCGAGAGCACCACCGAGGCACCAGUGCAAUUGCAUCUCCCACUCCAGCAGACCUCCACUAGCAACAAACAGGAGGGGCAAGCUGUAGAGGAGAUCUUACAGCUGGAGCUGGUCAGAGGGGCCCGGCGCAGUAGAGCCCCUCAGACCAACACCCAUGUUAAUGGAGACCCUCUCUCUGUGUUUGACGAUAGCAGUUUAAGUGACGUGUCGGAUGAUGAAGGAAGGUUGUCAACCAGUGGGCAGCAGAAAAAAAGCGAGAACCCUGAAGAAGUGGAAAUGGCAGAAGACUUUGAUGAACUCACUCAGUCAUCGGACACAGCCACAGAUGACAUCGACUCUCCCACAUCAGGCUAUCGUCACGCAUCCCUCCUCAUUCAGAAGCUGGACUCAACCACUUUGGACUCAAGAAGCAUGGUGAAGCUGCAGAACAUUUUCCAUGAAUAUGAGCGCUCCAUCCAAAAGGUAAGAAGUCGCCAUGGCUACCUGGCGGACAAGGUGAGCCAGCUGGAAAUGGAGAGGGCGGAGUUGAGGAGCUCUCUGGAGGAAGUUAAAGAUGUAAAGUCUAGCUUGGAGCGCAACCAGCUGGAAUUGCAGACUGAAGUCACAAACCUCAAAUUUCAGCUUAAACAGGAGCAGGAAAAUCGCCGCAACGCCACCAUGAUGUACAACACCACCAGAGAUAAGCUGAGGAAGACAGAGGAACAGCAACAGUUCGAGGUUCAGGAGAGACAGAAGGUGGAGCUCAUGCUCAGGAAUCUGGAGCUGGAGAUGAGAACACUGGUCAGCAACAUGAAACAGCUUGAAGAGGACCACAGUGAGACCCAGAGGCUUUUGGCUCAGGAGCGCAAUGCUCGGACGCUGCAGGAGAAUCUGCUCAACAGUCAUCUCCGUAAGCAGCAAGAGAUAGAGGAUGAGAACAAAAGAAACCUAAACAAAAGCAAUGAGGCCUUGUCUCAGCUCACUGAGGCCAGUGACAGGGAGAGGGAGUUGCUCCAGCAGACUGCUACCUUACAGGAGCAGCUGACCAUCCUGAGAACAGACCUCGAGCGUUCGCAGGCCAAUAGCAGUCUCAAAGAGAGUCAUCUUUUGGAGGAGAACGAUGCCCUCAAGGAACAGCUAGAGGAUGCUCGGCGAGAUCUCAAACUCAGUAGUGAAGCCUUGACCCAAACUGUCUUCAACUGCAAUAACCAGGUGACCACCCUGAAGUCUGAGCUAGCCAUAACAACAACCCGCCUGGAAAAUGAGAGGCAGACUCGUGAAACACUGGAGUCAGAGGUUGAGUCUGUUCGUGCCCGCCUGGCUGGAGCUGUAAAGGAGGCAGAGCUUUGCCUGGCAGCUCACACAGACACAGAGAGAGCUCUGCUUCGGGAGAAAGAGGAACACCAGCGUCUUAAAGAUAGAUUCACAGGUGAAUCAGCCACUCAACGUGAGGCAAUCAGCAGCUUGUCCCAGAAGCUGGCCAAGGCAGAGGCUCGUGCAAACAGCAUGGAGAAUGAAGUUCACAGGGUCACACUGCAGCUGACGGAGAAAGGCCUACUGCUGGAGGUCCUACAGCGUGAGAAGGACCAGGCAGCUGUACGUGUCAAGGAGCUAGAAACUACUCUGCAGGCUGAGAGGGAGCUGGUCAGCCGUUCAGGAGCACGCCAAGAGGCCACACAGGAACGGCUAGCCCAAGCGCAGAGUGAGAGCAUGUUGCUGCGUCAACAGCUAGAGGAGGCCCAAAACAAAGGUGUCGCAAAGGAGCGUGCUGUGACAGAUGCCCAAGAGCGCUUCAGUGACAUUCUGUCCAAGCUGCGCUCUGACUGUGAAGAAAGAGUACAACUAGUGGAAGAGAGAAAUAAGGAGCUUGCCAGUAAGGCUGCAGAUCUCCGAGAUCAGAUCUACAAAUUAGAAGAAGAGAAGACCGAAAGAGAGACUAGUGUAAGACAGCUGCAGCAGGAGCUAGCGGACUCUCUCAAAAAGCUGUCAAUGAGUGAAGCUUCUCUGGAGGUCAACACACGCUAUCGUAAUGACCUGGAGGAGGAGAAGGCUCGGCUCUUUAAAGACUUGGACAGGCUCAAAGGAAAGCUGGAGGAAAGCGAAGACCAGUAUGUGCAGUCUGAGAGACGUAUUAACAGUCUGAAGAGCAGUCUGGAUGAAAAGGAAAAGGAACUCAACACUGCUGCUCAGAAACUCCAGGUGGCGCUGUCUGCCUCAGCAGCUUCUGAUACCACCAUCAAACAGUUGGAGGAAGCUGUGCAAAGGCUGGAGAUAGAGAACGCCAGGCUAGAAGCUGCUGCAAAGCAACAGUCCAACAAAAUUGAUGCACUUCAGAAAGGGGCUCAGGAAGCUGCCAUGCAAUCUGACUGCUCACCUGGAGGAGGGGUUGGUAUUGUUGAUGUCAAAGGUCAUUUGGAGGACUUGGUUACAAACCUUCAAAGCAGUAAGAUGACUUUGGAAGACCAACUCAAUAGAGAGGUCCAGAAGCAAAGCAUGCUGUCUCACACAGCCCAGGACUCCCAGGCCUUGUGGGAGGAGGAGCUGAAGAGCCGCUCUAAGUUAGGACUGCGCCUGGCAGAGCUUGAAAAGGAGAAAGGAGAACUGAGCACCCAGAUGGAAAUAGAAAAGAGGAAAGCCAAGAAAAUAGCGGAGCAGAAGAAAGCUAUAGAUACCCGGCUGGAUCAAGAGAUGAAGAGAAACACAGAGCUUCAAAAAGAAAUGUACAGGUUGCGUACUUUAUUAAAGACUGCAAAGAAGAAAUUGCGAGAGCAGGACGUGGGUGGAGCUGAAUUUGCCUCUCCUAUGAGCAGUCUGCGGAUGGAUCUAGGCAGACACAGCCAGGCCGAUGGUGCCUUUGGACGAAUGAAAGAAAAGGUGGACGAUCUGCAAGUGCAGCUGGAGAAGGAAGCAUCCCGUCGUAGCCAACUAGAGAAGGUGAAUGGGGAGCUUAAGGAUCAGUUGGCCUCCCUAAAGAGCUUGAGCCGCAGUAAUGACCAGCUGGAGAGGAGUAAAAGACAGUUGGAGGAGGAGGUGCUGGACCUGAGACGCCGAAUGGAGGCUUCUCAGAUGGAGCAGAGCCAGGUGGAGCAGUACCGCCGUGACGCAGAGGAGAGGGCCCGUCAGGAGAUACAACAGAAGCUGGAGCAGGUCAAUGUCUUCCUGCAGUCCCAGGCAGCUUCCCAAGAAGCAUUGGAUCAAAUGAAAGCUGCCAACGAGGCCAACCUGCGCUCCCAGCUGGAGCAGAAGAUCCAGGAGAUGGAGGGGGAACUGUGCCGGGCCCGCACCACCCAGCGGGACAGCCUCAACCAAAGAGACUGCACACGCACAGAGCUAGAGCGAUACCGCCAACUCUACACAGAGGAGCUGCGCCUCCGCAAGUCCCUGGCUGCCAAACUAGAGAGGGCCAACAGUCGGCUCGCAGAAGCCAAUUCCAAGUUGCUCAACGAGCGCAGCAGGUCUCUGAUCAACAGCAGCAUCGUAAACGGUAGCUUUGGAGGGCCCACACUGGACGUGAGCUCUUUAGGUUCACCAGCAAACUAUGGGGCCACACUAGGGCCCCUCAACAGGAGCCUAGGCCUGGGCCUCUCCCUCCUCAGCCCUGUGACUGAGGGACAGAACAACAGGGUGGAGGACUACCUAGCGAAGAUGCAGACUGAGUUGGAUAGAAACAUAUCAAAGGAAUUAAACAACGCCACAGCAGAGCUGGACGUUGCUUCAGCCCGUAUGUCACCAGUGGGCUCUGCCUCGAGGGAGAAGCUAGACCCCGUCAGCAGGGCGACACAGCAGUACUUGGAAGUACUAAAGAAAAAUAAUAUGAUUUGAACACUCAUCACAGCUGCUGGCAGUCAAACGUUGUAUUUCAGCCAUUACAAUCAUUUAAAUACCGACUGCACCAACAAUAAGGCCAAAGCCACUGCCUAGUCAUAUUACACCAACACUCCAACUUUGUACGUAUUCACUCUCCCUUCUUUUCACAAAAGCAAAUAUAAUGCACAUUGCACUUAACCACUCAGGAGCAAAGGGCAUGAGUCAUAUAUAUAUAUAUAAAAUUAUAAUUAGAGAGCACCUCAAAAGUAUUUGUUCUUUCUGAUUAAUUCUUUUCUGUAUCCGAUCUGUAACUUUUUUGUUUAGCACUAUGUCUAUAUAGACAUAGUAUAUGUAUAAAAUACGUAUACAGAAUUGUGGUUUGGAUUUUGUUAUGUGAAUAUUGGUGUUGCUAAAUUUUAAUUUUUAAGUAUUUGAUGUAUGCAUCAUUAAUAAUUUUGCCAAGAUAUUACCCGGUACGUGCCAUCAAAUGGUGCAAUAUCUGUCUUGGUCCUUAAUUUAGUAGACUCGUUGAGUAUUGUGUUGAUGAUGAUUUUAUUUAUUAUUUUUUAUUUUAACAUGAUAUACUUGAAUAAGACGAGCUGGAAUACUCUGGCUAUUGAAACAGGGUGACUUCAUUUGUACAACUGUCAUUCAAACCAUUGGUUGCUUGCCUUUAGGGCCACCAAAAGGGAAACAUGCUUGUUUUGUUUUUUGUUACUUAUAAAAACUGUAACAGAAUACAUAUAUACAUAUAGGAAAAUAUUUAUGACGCCUGUAUGUCACAGAAGACUCUAAAGUUGUAAAUAAAACAGUUAAAACAAAAACCUGAACUUGAAUGAGCUGUAUUAUGUCUGGAUACCAAGUGGACAUGAGAAAGGAAAGAAAUAAAGUGACUAAGGUUA
Micropterus salmoides (largemouth bass) is the source of this 8549-nucleotide messenger RNA. It is a transcript of the gene aard, whose product is annotated as ankyrin repeat domain-containing protein 26. Lineage: Eukaryota; Metazoa; Chordata; Actinopteri; Centrarchiformes; Centrarchidae. The record is from RefSeq and is a predicted model, not a curated record. The transcript has 45 exons. Bases 454 to 7662 code for a protein of 2402 amino acids. Gene Ontology annotation, molecular function: protein binding.